Messenger RNA from Ipomoea triloba (trilobed morning glory), 1190 nucleotides. RefSeq lists its product as uncharacterized. The record is from RefSeq and is a predicted model, not a curated record. NCBI's taxonomy places the organism in Eukaryota, Viridiplantae, Streptophyta, Magnoliopsida, Solanales, Convolvulaceae. Gene Ontology annotation, cellular component: cytosol. The transcript is spliced from 7 exons. Bases 88 to 876 code for a protein of 262 amino acids.
AAUGUACUUUCAUCAGAAAAUUGUAUACUUUCCUCAAAGAUUUGGGAGCUUUAGGCAGUCAACCCCAGAGUCGAAGCAAUCUUGAAGAUGGCUCAAAACAACCCAGGUGUUACGCCAAAGAAAGUUACCUUAACAAACAUGUACGGUGAGAAGCUUGUGGGUUUAUUGCAUGACACUGGAUCUCCAGAUAUUGUGGUCUUGUGUCAUGGUUUUCGAUCAUCAAAGGAGUUCAAAAUUAUGGUCAAUAUUUCUAUUGCCUUGGAGAAAGAAGGAAUUAGUGCAUUUCGCUUCGACUUUUCUGGAAACGGGGAAAGCGAAGGGACAUUUCAUUUUGGUCACUAUAUGAAAGAGGUUGAUGAUUUGCAUUCUGUGGUUGAACAUUUCAUCGGGGAAAAACGGAGAGUAGCUGCCAUUCUUGGACAUAGUAAAGGAGGCAACGUUGUGCUCCUGUAUGCAUCCAAGUAUCAUGAUGUUCCGACUGUGGUCAAUGCUUCGGGCCGCUAUGUUAUGGGGAGAGGCAUUGCAGAACGUUUGGGUAAUGACUUCUUGGAAAGAAUCAAGAAAGACGGAUUUCUAGAUGUGAAGAAUAGAGCCGGAGAGGUGCAAUAUCGCGUUACUGAGGAAAGCAUGAUGGACCGACUCAAUACUGACAUGCACAAAGCGUGUACCCAAAUUGACAAUGAAUGCAGGGUAUUGACCAUUCAUGGAACCAGCGACGAGAUCAUUCCUGUGGAAGACGCGUUUGAGUUUGACAAGAUCAUACCGAACCACAAAUUACACAUCGUAGAAGGGGCGAGCCACGAUUAUCAGUCGCACCAAGAUCAAUUAGUCUCCGUCGCUGUGUCCUUUAUAAAGGAAGGUCUGCACCAGAAGUAAAAUACCCAAACUACUCAGUUCUGCAUGAAAUCUCUGUUGAGGUCUCAGUUGGAGUAGUUCUUGGCUUCUUUUGAUGCUUUUGUAACCCCGGGUAGCAAGGCGUUAUCGCCCACGGGAGAAGACUGUAAUCAUUAUUCUGAUAUCGCGAGUGUUGUUGUUGUUGAGCAUAAUAUAUACAUAAAAUAAUAAAUAUGCAGUUUCGCUAUCAACUUCAGCACUAUGUUCAUCAGCUCAUGUGUUGUAAGCCUAUCAAAAACCAUUCAACAAAUGUGAAACAACAAUGGUUAAAGUGUUUGUUGUUUACCCUUUUCCUA